Molecule: messenger RNA, 1654 nt
Organism: Diabrotica balteata
Lineage: Eukaryota; Metazoa; Arthropoda; Insecta; Coleoptera; Chrysomelidae
Source: the annotation of a GenBank genome assembly
GACAUUGAGUAGAGUUAGAGCUUGCUUGUGGAUAGGAUAGUCAGAGUGUCAGUAGUGCGGACACCGGGCAAGAAAUAUACAAUAGUUAACCGGAGACAGUGCUAAAAUCAGUGGAAAACUGGAAGGGCUAUACAGUAGGUCUGAAAAGUGACCAGAAGGGCGUCACCUAACACACAUGCCAAAAGGUCUUGUCAAGUAUUUAGACGUAGUGUUAAAUUUUUUUAUUUAGCUAGAUAUUAUAUUCAAAGAUGGGUGGUUGUGCAUCUAAGGAAAAUAAAAAGGAAAUACAGGACGACUCUGGAAAAGCCACCAUGGUUGACGCUGCCGUUUUGGACAAACUUGAAAGCGGAUACGCCAAGAUUAAAGAAUCCAACUCCAAAUCCCUCUUAAAGAAACACCUUACCCAAGAAAUCUUCGACAGCCUCAAGACCAAGAAAACCCCCACUUUCGGUUCCACACUUCUGGAUGUUAUCCAAUCCGGCUUAGAAAACCAUGACUCUGGAGUAGGUAUCUACGCCCCAGAUGCUGAAUCCUACACCGUCUUUGCUGACAUCUUCGAUCCCAUCAUUGAAGACUACCAUGGUGGAUUCAAAAAAACCGACAAGCACCCUCCCAAGAACUGGGGUGACGUUAGCGUAUUUGGCGACUUAGACCCCACCGGUGAAUUUGUUGUGUCCACCCGUGUCAGAUGCGGACGUUCCAUGGAAGGAUACCCAUUCAACCCAUGCUUGACCGAAGAACAAUACAAAGAAAUGGAACAAAAAGUUUCCAGCACUCUCUCUGGCCUUGAAGGUGAACUUAAAGGAACAUUCUACCCAUUGACUGGAAUGAGUAAAGACGUCCAGCAAAAGUUGAUCGACGAUCAUUUCUUGUUCAAGGAAGGUGACCGUUUCUUGCAAGCUGCUAAUGCCUGCAGAUUCUGGCCCUCUGGUCGUGGAAUCUACCACAACGAGAACAAAACCUUCUUAGUUUGGUGCAACGAAGAAGAUCACCUUCGUCUCAUCUCUAUGCAAAUGGGUGGUAACUUAGGAGAAGUCUACAGACGUCUAGUUACCGCUGUCAAUGACAUUGAAAAAAGAAUUCCAUUCUCUCACAAUGACAGGCUUGGUUUCCUUACUUUCUGCCCAACUAACUUGGGCACCACUGUUCGUGCUUCUGUUCACAUUAAGGUUCCUAAAUUGGCUGCCAACAUGGCUAAAUUGGAAGAGAUUGCUGCAAAAUACAAUCUCCAAGUCCGUGGUACUCGUGGUGAGCACACAGAAGCUGAAGGAGGAGUCUAUGACAUUUCCAACAAGAGACGUAUGGGUUUGACCGAAUAUGACGCCGUUAAAGAAAUGUACGAUGGUAUCCAAGAACUCAUCAAGAUCGAGAAAGAGUUGUAAAACGUCUAUCAGUAUGCUUUAUCAGUUAAAAGUAUUUAUAAGCAGUGAUGUAUACAUAUUUUAUUUUCUACUUCUAUUUAAAAUGCCAAAGGUAUUAGCAAAGUUUACAUAAGAUGUUUUAUUCAAUAAAACGUUGUAGUACGUAAACAAGUUAUAUUCUAGUCAACAUUUUGUUUUAAACAAAAAAAGUUCAACAACUUCAAGUCUUAUUGGUAUUAUUAUCACUAUUUUUAAAUUAUUUUUAAUUAAACUCAUAAAUAAAGUAGUAUUUU